AUGGAGGCUGAAGAGACGAUGGAAUGCCUUCAGGAAUUCCCUGAACAUCACAAAAUGAUCCUGGACCGAUUGAAUGAACAGCGGGAGCAGGACCGGUUUACAGACAUCACCCUGAUUGUCGACGGGCAUCAUUUUAAGGCCCACAAGGCUGCUUGCAGUAAGUUCUUCUACAAAUUCUUUCAGAAAUUUACUCAGGAACCUUUGGUGGACAUAGAAGAUGUCAGUAAAAUGGCCUUUCGUCAUUUAAUUGAGUUCACAUAGACAGCAAAGCUAAUGAUCCAAGGAGGAGAAGAAGCCAGUGAGGUCUGGGAAGCAGCAGAGCUUCUACAAAUGCAAGAAGCCACCCAAGCCCUGGAAGUCGGGAACAAAGAAAAUGCAGCUCCGCUUGAGGAAAACAGCCCAGGAAAAAGUGAGGCAAAAAAGAGAAAGAUCGCAGAAACAUCCAAUGUUAUCAGUGAAUCCCUGCCCUCUGCAGAAUCAGAACCUGUUGAAAUUGAGGUGGAGAUUGCCGAAGACACAAUUGAAGUGGAAGGUGAAGGCGUUGAAACAUUGGAGGAAGUGGCUUCGGCCAAGGAAUCUGUAAAGUACACUCAAAGCACAGGGUCCUCCGAUGAUUCCGCUUUAGCUCUUUUGGCAGAUAUUACCAGCAAGUAUCAUCAGGGUGAUAGAAAAGGGCAUCUUAAAGAAGGUGGAUGUGCAUCUGACCCCACAAUCAAACAGGAGCACAUGAAAUCACACUCCACGGAGAGUUUCAAGUGUGCAAUAUGCAAUGAAAGGUAUCUGUGGGAGAGCGCAUGGAAACAGCACCUCAAUUGCUACCACCUGGAAGAAGGUAGUGCCAGUAAGAAGCAAAGAACUGGAAAAAUUCCUAUUUGUCAGUAUUGUGAGAAACAGUUUGACCACUUUGGACACUUUAAAGAGCAUUUUCAAAAACAUACAGGUGAGAAACCCUUUGAAUGUUCAAAUUGUCAUGAGCGAUUUGCUAGAAAUAGCACACUGAAAUGUCACCUGACAGCAUGCCAAACUGGAGUAGGGGCAAAAAAGGGAAGAAAGAAGCUUUAUGAAUGUCAGGUUUGUAACAAUGUGUUUAACAGCUGGAACCAGUUUAAAGAUCACUUAGUAAUUCACACUGGAGAUAAACCCAACCAUUGUACUCUAUGUGAUUUGUGGUUUAUGCAAGGAAAUGAAUUAAGGAGACAUCUCAAUGAUGCCCAUAACAUUUCUGAACAUCCAAUAACUGAAGAAAUUCUUCCAGUAGAAACACACUUGCAAGCUGAACCUGUAACAUCAAUGAUAAUUAUAGAACAAGUUGGGAAGGUACAUGUGCUACCAUUGCUUCAGGUCCAAGUGGAUUCAGCACAAGUAACUGUGGAACAGGUCCAUCCAGACCUGCUCCAGGACAGUCAAAUGCACGAUUCACAUAUCAGUGAGCUUCCAGAGCAGGUCCAGGUGAGUGAUCUAGAAGUGGGUCGAAUUCAAACUGAAGAAAGUACAGAAGUGCAUGUCAAGGAGCUGCAUGUUGAACGAGUGAAUCAGAUGCCAAUGGAAGUACAAACUGAGCUUCUAGAAGCAGGCUUGGAUCAAGUGAUCCCUGAAAUCAUGAGCGAGGAGGAGAGAAAUCCUAGCCAAGCAGAUACUGCUGAGGAUGCCAGGGACGAUCACGAAGAUGCUGAGGGAUUAAAAACCAAACCAACAGAGGAUUCUGAGGCAGAAAAGGCAGGGGACGAGGACAGAACAGUUAUGCCAGUUUUAGAAUGA
Messenger RNA from Echinops telfairi (small Madagascar hedgehog), 1758 nucleotides. RefSeq names its product zinc finger protein 131-like. The record is from RefSeq and is a predicted model, not a curated record. Lineage: Eukaryota; Metazoa; Chordata; Mammalia; Afrosoricida; Tenrecidae. Gene Ontology annotation, molecular function: RNA polymerase II cis-regulatory region sequence-specific DNA binding; DNA-binding transcription factor activity, RNA polymerase II-specific; protein binding. Gene Ontology annotation, biological process: regulation of transcription by RNA polymerase II. Gene Ontology annotation, cellular component: nucleus.